Messenger RNA from Athalia rosae (coleseed sawfly), 3021 nucleotides. Its product is annotated as putative leucine-rich repeat-containing protein DDB_G0290503. Lineage: Eukaryota; Metazoa; Arthropoda; Insecta; Hymenoptera; Athaliidae. The record is from RefSeq and is a predicted model, not a curated record. The transcript has 11 exons. Bases 416 to 2578 code for a protein of 720 amino acids.
AGGGUUGUCUCUGACAAUUUAGAUUUUUAUGAUCUGAAUAUAGCGGCGUCGCAAAUUGAUCAUUAAUCAAUGUUUAAUAGGGGCGUGAAUAUCAUUCCUAUAAUAAUCUGAAAAUUACACACAUUAGUAUACAGCAUAUCGUACAAAGAAUUAAGAUACCUACUCAUCUUGCUUCAUUGUCAGUGGAAAAUAGUGAUAUUUAUUAAGAUAGAUCCAUGUGAUAUCGACUGUUACUCUAUUUUUAUUCAUUUUUUCCGGAUGAGCGUGUUCUCGAAACAACGGACGAUAGUGUGAUAGAGCUUUGAAGUGUCACGAGAUCCGAUUCGUGUGAUCGUUUUGGGUUUAACUAGUAGCAAAGUUACCACAUAUUUUGCUGGAUACAAUCAACUGAUUAUCGAAGUGAACUGUUGCAAUUAUGGAUAAACAAUCUGGAUUCCAAAAACAAUAUUUAGGCUCAAGCACUGUAGAUAGAAAACGAAAGCUGAAACACAAAGUCAUUCCUUCGACCAACAAUAGCGCUAUUCCAAGUGAAGAGAAAAUUCGAAAAUUGACCGACCUACAGAUCUCGAGCAAUCUGAGUCAGAUUUCAUCUCAACCGUUAUGCCAGAUUGAUGACGCAUUAGAUAAGAUGACUGAAAUUUGGAAUCAUGUUUCGCAAAAUGAACUUCCUUUAUUUAAAGAGCUGGACGAAUCACUGCUGGCAAAAGCUAAUGACAGAAUUAAAAUAUUGGAAAGGGAUCUCCGCCGUGCAGAGGAAGAACAUGAAUCUCUUGAACGAAAUUUGAAUGCAGAAGAUGAAAUACGCACGGAAAUUAUGGAAAAACAAAACCUCAUAAGGAACUCCAUGUCUCUUAUACAAGAGCAGAGCGACUGUAUAACAGAAAGUUCAAUGAAGAAUGAAAAAGACCGGAAAUUCGUGGAAAAAUUAUAUACAGUAAUAAUAGAACAGAGAAAAAGGAUUAACGAUUAUCUAUCUCAACAAGAUAAUAAUCAGGUUAAGGAAGGAACAGGGCGAUUGAAGGAUCAAUUAGUAACCAAAGUCAAUGAGCUGAUGGCAGUACAAUCUAAGUGCAAAGAAUUUGAAGCCCAAAUAAAUACAAUAAAUUGUAACGUAACUCGAGUGGAUGAUGAACUCGAAAAGUUCCAUAGAACUCUAAAUGAUAACCAGAUAAAACAUCGCCGGGAAAUUGAGGAUAUCUCGAACACUAUAAAACUUUUAGAGACAACUCUGAAUAAGGAACAAGAAAAAAAACACACAUUGGAGGUGGAAAGUCUCGAAAAUGAGAGGAAUUAUAAAGAACUCUUAUCGCAAUACAAAAUUCUCGAAGCUAUGCCUGGAGUCUAUGAAAAGCAAAUAACAGAUUUAACAUCUGAAACAGAUAAGAUAAAGACAACGAAAAUGAAUGUGAACAAUGAAAUCGCGGCUUUAAAAAACACACAUCUCGCAGCAAUAUGGAAUAGAGAUUUAGAAUUAGCUGAUUACAGGCAGCAGAUUCAAAAUCUGGAAUUAAAACAGGAAGAGGAGAAUAAUCAGCUACUCAAAGUCAAAUCCGAUAACGAAAAAUUAUCAAAAACUUCAACGAAAAUUCUUGAGGAUAUUGAGGACUUAGAAAGAACAUUAGCACACAAAGAUGACAAGAUUAGCGGACUCAGGAAAGAUUUGAUAAAUACCAUUGAGAGUAACAGAAAAGCAAAAGAGACUAUUCGGAAACUGAAUGCAGAAUUUGCGCAUCAAGAAGAGAAUCUCUCUAAGGAUAAAAUACUUUAUGCGACAUACGAAACUAUUGAGACUGAGAAUUCUGAGGCAGAAUCUGUGUUGAGGAUCAAGAUAGCCGAAAAAGAAAAAGAACUGAAAGAGAAAUCUAACGAUUUUGAUGAAAUUUUUGCCAAAGUAAACCUAGAAAAAUCGCAGAUUAUGGCAGGAAAUAAUGCGAUGAACCAGGAAAUUAAACAGAAGAGUCACAAGGUCACUGAAUUGGUAUCAGUUAUAGAAAACCUGCAGCAAAGAAAGGAACUUGGAGCUGCGGAGUACAAUGACAAAUUACAGAAAAUAAAAGAAUCAAAGGAGUGUAAGAUGGGCCAUGAAAAUGAAAUCCAAGAGAAGAUUAAACAAAUACACAUUCUUGACCAAGAAUUAUCAAACGCAAGGGCUGACCUUAGAAAAAUGAAGUUGGAAAAAAAUGAUAAAACUUACACGCAGGAUCAAAGAAACAUUGCCGAAUUGACAAAACUCAAAUCUGCAUUUGAUAAAUUGCAACAAGACUAUAUUACAACUCAGAAUGAAAACAAAGAUCUACACACGAAAUCAAACAUUGCUCAAAAUGCAAAUGCAGCUAUAAAUGUUGGCAAAGAACUAGAGAGGCAAGAGUUGAGUCUUCUUAUGGGAACAACCUAUGCGCAACAUACGUCAAUGCCAAUUUCUUCAACGCCCAUUAGUUCAUCGCAGGGAAAUACUGUGCAUUUUGAUUUUAGCGAUUCUUCAGAUAUCAGUGCCAUUGAUGGGAUGACUAAAUUUGACGACGCUGAACGCCGAUUUGAAGAGUUGUUGGAAUCAAAUAAGACCGCAAAUUGGAAAUAAUUUCUUGAGUUAUCAUGGUGUGAUAUGCACCAUAACAAUUUAAUUCAAAUUUAGUCUACUAUCUCUUUGUGUUAUCUCUGGAAUGUUGAAAUAUUUGUACAUUACCAGACAAAUUUUAAUGUUCAGAUAUGAGAAAAGCGUAACUGGGUGCAGCUGUUAAGCUCAGUUAUCACUUAAAUUAUCGCUGUGUUAUGUUGAAUACUACAAAAUCAGUUAGUUUAAUCAUUGAAAAUUAAUUAUAACUAAUCAACAGUAAUUAUGGAUUUGAAUCAAACAGAUAUCACUCGAACUUUCAGUUCUAAUUUCAAUUUUCCGUAUAAUACAAGAUAAAUUAUGGGCGUUUGGUGAACAUUUUUGAGACAGAACAUCGUCUUCGUCAAUGGUCAUAAAUAUUUUUCAUUUUACAAAUAUACAUACGUGUAAUAAAAACGGAUAAAUCUUUA